This is a messenger RNA of Prunus mume (Japanese apricot), 1674 nucleotides long. RefSeq names its product F-box/WD-40 repeat-containing protein At3g52030. The record is from RefSeq and is a predicted model, not a curated record. NCBI's taxonomy places the organism in Eukaryota, Viridiplantae, Streptophyta, Magnoliopsida, Rosales, Rosaceae. Gene Ontology annotation, molecular function: protein binding.
UAAAUUAAUUGAUUAUCACACAACCUUCGAAGACAUUAAUCGAAUCCUAUUCAAACUAGUGAGACUAACCAGAGAGUCAGAGACCUUCUCGUUCGUUUUUCGCCGGAAGAAAAGUAUAGACCUAGAACUCGACGACUUUAACCAGCAGAUAGACAGAGACUGAAAAAAAUAAUAUUCAGCCAGGCGUUGAAGCCGGAAGCUUACCACCACAUAUGGAUCUCUCUCUCGCCGGCGACAAGAAGAGGCCGCGCAGAAGCUCAAGAGCAAGAGCUCCGACCACAGUGGGCUCUUUCCAACACGACAUCCUUUGCAUCAUCUUCUCUUUACUCGACUGCUUCGACCUCGCAAGUUGUUCCGUCGUAUGCAAAUCCUGGAGUGCGAUUAUCAACAAUUCUAAGUUGCUCCAAUUGUUUUACCGCAAAAAAUGGCAGACGGGUCUUCUGGGUUCCAGCAAUAGGUCUAAAGAAUGUCCUGAGGAAUCUUGGAAGGAUUAUUUGGAGGAGAUGGCUGUGGAGCGUCAUAGACUGGCAUUACAGGAAGGUCGAAUUCGUGUUGAUCACUUGAGGGGUCACUCUGUUGGGGGUGAACAGUGUCGAACGAAGAUGGGGUUGCUUCUUACUGGCGUCGGUGAUAAGGUUAUGCGUCUUUGGUCAUUGGAGAGCUAUAAAUGUGUAGGGGAAUAUCCCAUUCCAGACAGAGUCCGUUUAGUUGACUUUGAUUUUGAUGAGAGCAAGAUUGUUGGCUUGGUUGGCACUCGUAUAUGCAUAUGGAGGCAGAAUGGGAUAAGAAGAAUAUUUCCCUCGCAUGAGGGAACCUUUUCGAAGGGUUUAUGCAUGCGUUACUGCGAUCCUGAGGCUGUGGUCGGCUGUGAGGAUGGGACAGUUCGUGUAUUUGACAUGUACAGUAGAAAAUGUUCUCAAAUCAUUAGGGCACAUGAGGGGCCAGUAAAAUGCUUAUGUUUGAGUGAUGAUCAGUUGAUACUUAGUGGUUCUUCUCUUGGCGAUGUCACAUUAUCUGCACUUUCAUCUGGCGAGCGGGUAGUGAAGUUACGAUCACAAGAUUCCUCAGGCAUAAAGACUUUAUGUUUCAACCCAUGCUCUCACCAAGUAUUUGCUGGAACUGCUACUGGAUAUGGACUUUGUUGGGACCUAAGGAUGGGACUUUUGUGGAAGACACGAGUGAGUCAAAAUAGUGUAUAUUCAAUGCAACACCAGAGAAAUGAUGCAUCAACUUUGGCUGUUGGUGGAAUAGAUGGUGUGCUACGUCUACUGAAUCAGAGCACAGGUGAAGUAAUUUCAAGAUGCAUCUUGGACGGUUAUUUAUCACCAAGUUCACAAAACACACUUGGGGCUACACAAAGAACGAGGGGAAGAAGGCUUUCAGAAGAUACCACCAUUGACAGCAUUCUCAGAAGCUGUCGACCUCCAAUUACGUGCUUGGCUGUAGGGAUGAAGAAGGUUAUCACCACACACAACAGCAAGUACAUCAGAAUCUGGAAAUUUGACUGAGGCUGAGAGGCGACUCCUUUUCCUUAGGUGUUGUUGAUCUUGACUCUUGACUGAGGCCAUUCUGUUUUUGCUAGGAUAUGAUGAUAUUCAUGAUAAAUGUAGAUCUAUAAGUUCAUGUAUGAUUAUCGAUCAUUUCAUUGAAAUACGCUCAGUUUCCAGUUGUUUA